Molecule: messenger RNA, 1137 nt
Organism: Komagataella phaffii GS115
Lineage: Eukaryota; Fungi; Ascomycota; Pichiomycetes; Pichiales; Pichiaceae
Product: Plasma membrane associated protein phosphatase involved in the general stress response
Exons: 1
Coding region: 1-1137 (378 amino acids)
Cellular component (GO): plasma membrane
Molecular function (GO): phosphoprotein phosphatase activity
Source: RefSeq, a predicted model, not a curated record
AUGUCGUUUUUUUCAUUUCUGUGUUGUUCAUCUCCUAGCAAUGAUAGAAAGCUCAAAUCCGAAAUUACUUAUUCGAAACCACUUUCAUCUACACAGAAGAAUCUGAGGAAAACAUUAGAGAGGGAUAAUAUGAAUAUACGUGGAAAGCCAGCAGGUCCUUCCAAGCCUACACAGAAAGCUACCCUGGUAGUAGCCGCUAGGAGCGAUGACAACAAGUCAAGUGAGAGCAAAGAAACUGUAACUAUUAAAGAGAGCAGCAGUAGCUCCGGAGAAACUAAUAAUGCACAUACUGAUCAAGAUGGAGAUCUAGUAAUGAAAGGAUCUGAACCAUUUUCUAAUUCGUCUUCUCCGAAGUUUUCUUCGGGGAAAUUACCAACUGUUGAAAGCGACACAGUCAACCAGGAAUACGAACAUGACCUUGACAAUGAACACAAUAAAACUAUUAAUGAAAAUGAGGCCAAUCCAUUAUCUAACAUUUCAAGUAAUUCUGAGCUGCCCGUUUUGAAUAAUGAUGAGUUUGACUAUUUAUCUAAUGAAUUAGAUUUAACAGAAAUUCAGCCUGGUCAGGUUGUGGCUAGUUCGGGAUGGCUGCUAAACCCUGCACCAUCGAACUUGAAGAAGAGGAAAUGUCUCAUUCUAGAUUUGGAUGAAACCCUAGUGCAUUCAUCGUUCAAGUAUAUCAGGCAAUGUGAUUUUGUCAUACCGGUGGAGAUUGAGAAUCAAGUUCACAACGUUUAUGUUAUUAAAAGACCCGGAGUGGAUCAGUUUUUGAAGCGGUGUGGAGAGUUAUAUGAAGUUGUAGUGUUUACCGCCAGUGUUUCCAGAUAUGGUGAUCCUUUACUAGAUAUCUUGGAUCAACACAAAUCCAUUCAUCAUAGAUUGUUCAGAGAAAGUUGUUACAAUUAUCAAGGAAAUUACAUCAAGAACUUGUCCCAAAUCGGUAGACCAUUAGAAGACUUAAUUAUCAUCGACAACUCUCCUGCUUCAUACAUAUUCCAUCCUCAGCAUUCUGUCCCUGUGUCAAGUUGGUUUAGUGACACUCAUGACAGCGAGUUAAUUGACUUGCUGCCAUUUUUGGAGGAUUUGGCCAGAGACAAAGUUGAUAAUGUGUCGCUAGUUCUUGAUGUGAACAUCUAA